Messenger RNA from Mizuhopecten yessoensis (Yesso scallop), 4146 nucleotides. Its product is annotated as ras-like protein 3. The record is from RefSeq and is a predicted model, not a curated record. Gene Ontology annotation, molecular function: GTP binding; GTPase activity. The transcript has 2 exons. Lineage: Eukaryota; Metazoa; Mollusca; Bivalvia; Pectinida; Pectinidae. The coding region runs from base 359 to 1081 and encodes 240 amino acids.
AGGUUCGAUAUCAGCAGACGUAUCUACUCAGGUUAAGUUACACGUGUGCAUAAUACCAUGACACACAGAGAUUGAAACAGGUGUGACGAGAGCCGGGCCUACUCUGCUAUAGUCUUACAUUCACGCCAGACUGCCACACUGAUCAAUAUUUUCAAGUUUUACAUUUGAAGGAUAAUCGUUAUGAAGUCACAAGAACUUCAAUUCUCCGUUUUUUCUUGGGAUUUGAUAGAAACAGAAUUUUUAGCUUGUACUCCAAAGGAAUAACGGAAACCCACUUUUGUUUCAAAUUGAAGUUUACGAAAGAAUUGUGCAAAGUGAAAAGGUAAUAUCAAAUAAUUGAAAAUCACCUAAAGGCAUUAUGGCAGAUAUGGAUCAAAGAAAUCGAAUUGUGUUUCUCGGAGCCGGGCACGUGGGGAAAAGCUCCAUCUUAAAACGUUUUCUACAGGGUACCUUCUCAAGUGAGUAUAAGGAAACAGUGGAAGACUUAUACAGUCGGGAGUACGACGUCCAAGGACACCAUUUAAAGGUGGAUUUCCUUGAUACCGCCGGAAAUAUUGCCUUUCCGGCAAUGCGCAGAUUAUCAAUAGCUAAUGCGCAUGCGUUUGUUUUAGUUUACUCUUUAACAAGUGAAGCAACAUUUGUUGAAGUGAAACAGUUAUGGGAAAAUAUCAAAGAAGUCCGUGAGAAUUACCAAGAAAUUCCAUGUGUUAUAGUAGCUAAUUGCAUCGACAUGGAGAACAACCGGCAAGUGGAGAAAUUUGACGCGCUAAACUGGGCUUACAAUGACAACCUGGGGGGCGCUUUCGUGGAGGUUUCUGCAAAAGACGACGAAUGUAUAACAGAUAUAUUCAAAAUUCUGUUUGAACAACUAAAAGUUCCACGUUCUAAACUACCGGAAAAGUUCAGUCUCCUAACACGGCGACUGAGCUCUCAUUCUUUGGAACAAUCCGACCACGAAGCUGAGCCAAAAACCCCUACAGAGGAGAAGAAGUUUUUUCGGAGUCGAAGUCUGAUAAGAAGGGGAAGUAAGCCAAAGGUUAAAAGGUCGUCUAGAAAUAAAAACGACUGCGAGGUAUCAUAGUGCCUGACAAAUCUCGCGGUGCUUUAAAGUCUCGUGAUUCUAACAAGUCUCGUUACUCUACCACGUCUGGUGAUACUACCAAGUCUCGUGAUGCUGUGUAAUAUUGACGAACCCCUACGAUUUUAGUACAGGUCUUACCUGUUUACGAGUAAGGAUAUGUUGCCAGAACGUUGUGUAACAUAACCGGACAAACCUUAUUUCUCACAAUUAUACAGGCUCACGUACAAAAGGAAAUGAGUGUGGUUGAUUUGUUAGCAGUGUUGUACCAGGAGUAACUGACACUAGUUAGUAGUACUGGAGGUAUAGGUAAAUAUACGCGUGUACGUGGUACAGGAGUGUUCAGAGAGAAACAUCAUUUUUUCUGAAAUAUACGCAUUCUAAUUAAAAUACAGAUCACUUCUAAUAGAUGUCAAGUUAUCAGCACCUCCACCAGAGUCACGUGACUGAAGCCAUCAUAUUUGUUUGAUCGUAUUUUAUUAGAUUGUCCAUAUUUUGACUUUGGCCACAUCCUGUUUGACGAUUUUGUGGUCGAUUUUGAAUGUAAGGGAGGAAUGACAAGGCUGACAUAUUCUUCUAGACUGUACAUAGAAAUAGUAAAAGUUGACAUUUGCCUUCGAUUUCUGAAAGGAAAUGACUUCUAGACAUUUUCCACAAUGUUUAGAAAUGUAUUGUUCACGGUUCAUUAUUAACUUUUAGUUUCCACUUUUUACGUUUUCCUCUACAUGUGUACUUAUAUAUUUGCCUGAUAAGAGUAAGUGACAUGUUUCUGUCUACAUUAACAUGUACAGUGAACUUUGUUGGUCCGGACCAUUGGUUUCUGGCGGAAUCACGAUGGCCCGGAUUAUUUAUAGUAUCCAGAGAGAUUUUUUUGUUGAUGUCCGGAUUGGCAAAGUUUUCUAUGAAGUCCGGACUGACAAUGUAUUUAAUCUAGUCCGGACUGACAAGUUAUUUAAUUAGUCCGGAUUAACAAGGUUUUUAAUUUAGUCCGGACUGAUCCGAUUUUUCCUGUAGUCCGGAUACAUGGAAUCGUUUUAAGCCGGGUUACUACGACGCUUUUCUGUAGUCCGGUCUUAUGAGGUUUCCUAUUGUCUAUAUUACUGAGGUUUCACUUAAAACCGGACAAAGGAGGUUUUUUGUUUAGUCCGGGCUUAUUAUGUUUUCUUUAGUCAAGACUAAAUAGAUAACCCUUUUAUCUAGACCAGAGAUUUUUCCGUAGUCUGGGCUUAUGUGAUAUUCCUGUAGUCCGGUCUAUCGAAAAUCUCCUGUUAUUCCGACUAACGCGAUUUUUCUUGCUUGUAAUUCCGAAUAACGGGAUUUUUCUUACAUGUAAUUCAGACAUUUCCCUGUGGUCUGGAUUUACCAGUUUUGUUGAAUAUAAUUGAUUUUACUUUCUCCUUUUUCUCACUGUUGAUAUACAUCAUAAAAAAUUGAGACUGCAGAGAUGGUGGUCAAAUGCUCCAUAAAAAUGGCAUAUUUUCGAAAUUUGUUGAUGUUAUUAAAUUGUAUACUCAUUUGCUCACACGGAAAAUUGAUUCCGAUAAUUUUCCUCAUCUUGAAUUGUUGAAUAUUUUAUAUUUCUGUUUACUACUUUUUUUAAUGAAUGUUUAUGAAAUACUUGUACAUCAUCGUUCACAUUUUUAUUAGGCAAUGCCAUUCAUUGUUUUUAUAGUUUUAUCGUGUAGAGAAAGAUCGCGUCAUAUUUUGAACACAAUCAAUGUUGCACUUCAAACUGAAAACUAGUUGUAAAAAAUACAGGUCUCAGUGAAGUAAAAAAAAAAAAUGUAAGUUGGUGAACUACAAAGGAUAUAAGUAAGUUAAGAAAUUUAAUAUAUUAAAGCAAUAAAGGAUAUACAAUUGUAAGUAGGCUAAGAUAUAUAAUUUAUCAAACUGUAAAGGAUAUACAUGUAUAUAAGUUAGGAAUAUAAUAUAUUAAACUAUAAAGGAUAUAAGAAGCUUUAGUUAACAAAAGAGAACGAUGUUAAAAAUAGUAAACUACAUGUAUAAAGAACAAAAGUAAGUAGGAAUAUAUUUUAGUAAACUUCAAAGUUUAGGGGUAAUUGAUCAUGAAGUUGUAUCGCCAAACACAAUCGGGGAAAUAACAUCGUCUCACUGAAAUAACCUCGUCUCACUGAAAUAACCUCGUCUCACUGAAAUAACAUCUUCUCACUGAAAUAACCUCGUCUCACUGAAAUAACACUUGGCCACUACAUUUUUCUGAUAGGCUACUAAUGAUAUGAAUAACCAUGCAAUCCACAUGUAGUACGAUCCUUGAAAUGGUGGUCACAGGUAAGUGAGGAAUUUGAUGUAGAAGUGAGAUAAGAAAUAACAAUGUAACAAGUUAGUAAAGAAAUAUCAUUGACAUAAGUAGGUUAAGAGAUGUAUUAUAGUUACUACAGGAACAUGAUGAAAGAGAUCACAAAUUAGUUCAGCGAUAUAACACAGUGGUCAAAAGUAAGACAAGAGAUAAAACACAGUGGUCAAAAGUAAGACAAGACAUAAAACACAGUGGUCACCAGUAAGUCAAGACAUAAAACACAGUGGUCACAAGUCAGUCAAGACAUAAAACACAGUGGUCAAAAGUAAGUCAAGACAUAAAACACUGUGGUCACAAGUAAGUCAAGACAUCAAACACAGUAAGCAAGUUAAGAGAUAUAUCAGUGGUCACAAGUACAUGUAAGUUAAGAAAUAUGACACAGUGGUCACAAGUAAGUUAAGAAAUAUAACACAGUGGUCAAAAGUAAGUUAAGAAAUAUGACACAGUUGUCAAAGGUAAGUUAAGAAACAUGACACAGUGGUCAAAAGUAAGUUAAGAAAUAUGACAGAGUGGUCACAAGUAAGGUAAAAUAUAGAACACAGUGGUCACAUAUAGAGAUAUAACAGUGGUCACAAAUGAGUUAAGAAAUAUGACACAGUGGUCACAAGUAAGGUAAAAUAUAAAACACUGUGGUCACAAGUACAUUUUUUUUGUAAGUUAGGAAAUAUAACACAGUGGUCACAAGUAAGGUAAAAUAUAGAACACAGUGGUCAAAAGCAAGUUAAGAAAUAUGACACAAUGGUCACAAGUA